CCGUCCAAAUUUACUCCUGGAACAAAAUAUAUCACCAUGGUAACAGGGUGCAAUAUGGCUGACAUGUGUACGUCGGCCAUUUCUGACGGGGUAAUAAUUGACGUGACACCACCGGACGUGGGACGAGUUUUAGAUGGAACGAAAGAUUUAGAUGUAGAAUUCCAAGCAACCAGAAACUUUGUUGGUGCCAAAUGGCAUGGGUUUAAAGAUGCACAAUCUGGUAUAGCGAGAUAUGAAUGGAGAGUAGGAACAACCAUUGGAGGCGAAGAGUUACUUAGCCCUAAAGAUUUACCAGUGGUCGAACUGGCCUAUAGAUCUAAUUUACCUGAUAAUAAGCUAUUGCCUAUUGAUACUAGAAUUUAUAUUACUGUUAGAUGUUACAAUAAAGCAGGUUUAUACAGCGAAGUUACAUCAAAUGGUUUUAAGAUCGAUACAACAUUACCAGUAGUAGUACAAAGGGCAGUUCCCGUCUCAUCGUUUAGUUCUAUUUUACCUUCAACUACCAUAUCAAAAUCUAGUAUUAAAAUUGAAUGGAAGUUUACUGAUGAUGAAUCAGAUAUAGAAAGACAAUACAUUUCUAUUUCACCUCAUUUAUUGGGAGAUUUUAAUUCUUCAGCUAUGGAGAUUCCUAGUGUGGUAACAGAGUUUACAUUUUCUGGUCUAGCUCUACACGAUGGGAGUAAAUAUAAAGUUAAAGUGAUUGGUUGUAAUUUAGCUGGUUUGUGUCUGUCGAGUGUUACAGAUGAUAUAACAGUUGAUUCUACACCACCUACCAGAGGUAUGUUUGCCAUUGAUACUGACCACGCCGCUAACUUAAACAGAGAUAGGAAUAACUGGAACCACUGGUCUACUACGUCUAUUAAGUUAGAAUGGUUGGGAUUUGCUGAUCUACACACUGGUAUAACCGAGUAUAAAGUCAGUGUUGGAAGCAAACCUUUCUUUACAGAUCUCAACGAGGGCUAUCAACAAACCACGUUUCAACAUGUGGCUGGAGAUAAUUUUAAUGAUGAAGGAGUGGUACAAUCAGUUACAAUAACUACCAAGACACUUCAUAUGGGCAAUUCUGUUUUCAUAUCUGUAUGGGCUGUUAACGGGGUUGGAUUAAAAAGUCAACCUGCUCAUUCUGAAUUUGAACUUGUAGAAGGAGGAAUGUUAGAUUUAGCCAGGAGAUGUCAACCGUAUAAUUGUCUUGGACAUUGUGUUUGUGCUGCACAAGACAAAACAUGUUCAGAUGCUGACAACUGUAGAGACAUCUCAACAGGGAAUCCAAAUAACAUUAUCCAAGUUACUGACAUGACUAAUUUGAUGUCAUCUGAUGCUGCACAGUCUUACUACACAUCGUCUGAUAAUUUUCUAGCUGCCAGAUGGAGGAUAAUAAACCCACAAGGCAUCUCUCCUAUAAGAUAUGAAUGCAGUGCCGGACAUUCCGGUGAAAAUUCACCCAGUGGAAUAUAUGACACUGAUACAGAAAGGACAUGGUUUGAUGUUGGUGAAAAUACCGAAACUAUAAUUACUUUACCUACAGCUAAAGUUUUAGAUAAGUCUGUAACAUAUAGUGUAUUUGUGAGGGUAUGGUAUAAUGCAAAUCAAUAUGCGAUAUUUAAGUCUCCUGGUAUUACACCACUGAUGUCUGCUCCGAGUGUCAGUCACAUAGCGGGAGCUGAUAUAAAAGAAUUAGAAACUAUAUUAAGUGUUAAGGAUUUAGAUUACCAAACAUCCAGCAAUCAGAUUAUUGUUGGUUGGAAGAAUAAAUUUAGAGGAGGAAUUCAUGGAUUCGAUUAUUUUAAGCCUUAUAUAAGCACCCAUCCACAAGGCCACAACGUUCAUCAGUCAUCUACAAGAGUACCUGGGAAUAUUAGUGUCUAUACAGCUACUAAUCUAAAUCUACAAGAGAAUAGAGAAUAUUAUAGUACUGUACUAGCUUAUAAUAAAGCAGGAUUACUGAGCUGGGCCAAUAGUGAUGGCAUAUUAAUAGACAAUACAACUCCCACUUCCGGUAUUAUAUAUGAUGGUAAUGAUAUCUAUGAUAAAGAUUACCAAAACUCUACAACAGUUAUAUCAUCAUCGUGGUAUGGUUUUACUGAUAGUGGUACUGGUAUAGUUAAAUAUUACUGGUGUAUUGGUACUGGUAUUAGUACUACAGAUUGUAAUAUACACGACUGGAAGAAUGUAGGAUUAAAUACUAGAGUGUCUGUAAACCUAACCUCACCUUUAAAUCAUGGUAUGAAAAUUUAUAAUAAAGUGUAUGCUGUAGAUGGAAGUGGGUUGAAAUCUGAUGUAUCAGUGUCUGGUGGUAUUACAAUUGAUAUCACGCCCCCAGUACCGGUUGAUAUAGAUUAUAUUGGAGAAAAUCUCAUCGCCAAUCCAUCAUUUGAAGAAGGCGUGACAGAAUCAAAUAAGGAAUGUGAUGACCAAACACCAGCUCCUUGGUAUAUUGACUCCACCUCGUGUAUUAAAAUCAUCCAAUCACAACCUUCCGUUUCAAAAGAGGGUGGAGCCUAUAUUAAAGUGAAAGGUCAUAUUCAACAAACAGUUUUUGAUUUAAACACCCAAAGUGCUUAUCAUGUUAUAGUACAUGUCGGAUAUCCACAUGAUGGUAGCAUUCAGCAUCACAACGUGGAAGGUUUCGUGCAAUUCGGACAAGAAACUCACACUUUCAGCCUUGACCCAGAACGAUGUCGGGGGAUAUGUGACAUCAACCAACAGCCAUUAAUAUUAUGGAAUAAAUUUACUUAUGUAUUCUAUCCAAGAGAAGCAAGAGAAGUGAUAAGAAUUGGUACAAAUAAAUUACAUAUGAUAUUAGCUGUAGAUGAUGUAUAUGUACAACAAGUUAAUUAUAUAGAUAUAACAAGUGAUUCUAAUCAUUUAAUACAUCAUACAGUGUUUAGACCUUAUUGGUCAUCUCUUCAUCUUACCUGGCAUUUUAAAGAUGAUCAAAGUCCUAUUACAGAUUAUCAAUGGGCACUAGGAACUGUGAAAGGUGGAACCCAGAUUCAGUCGUUCACAAGUGUUGGCAGAAAUCAGCAAGCUACAGCAUCUGGUCUAAAUUUAGCCCAUAAUACAUUACUUUACUUGACGGUGAUGUCAACCAAUGGCGCCGGACUAACAACUGUCAGCCAAUCAGAGAGUAUUGUUGCCGAUAUGACUCCGCCAAUAAUAUCAGAGAUGAACGAUGGUAUAGAGGAUGAUGUAAAUUUCCAGCUAACCAAACUCAUAUCAGUUAACUGGAAAGUAGGAGAUCCAGAAUCAGGAGUAGAAUAUUGUCAAUGGGCUAUAGGUUCAACGCAUGGCGGUGUUGAUAUACAGCCAUUUACUCCUGUACCAGAUAAACAAUCAUUUGCUCAAGUAGAACUCCCCGUUGAUCAAAUACAGAACUCUAAACAAGUUUAUUCUACUGUAAGAUGUUAUAAUAAAGCUGGGUUACCAACUACAGCUACUACUGAUGGCGUUCUUCUGGUUAUAAACAAAAUGGCUGCCAUAGCAGAGGGGCAAAUCGCUAUUUAUCAAGAUGGAGUAUCUGCAUAUCCGGUGAAGGAUAAUUGUUAUCCAUUGACUAAUAGUUUACGAUUAAAAUGGGAUUUAGAAAAUACCAGAAUUGGUACCAAGUCUAUACAGGUAUCGGUGUAUGGUCCAGGUUAUAAUUUAGAUAAGGAAGUUCGAGUUUCAGAGAUCGGUUAUAACCAGGCUAAAUUAAGAAGUUUAUCACUACAACCUAACUCUAACUAUAAUGUUAGUGUUUCUACUAUUAAUGUAUUAGGAAGACAAGACAAUUCUAUAUCAACAGUAAUAUCAUCUGUAGCACAACCUCCAAUUUUACAAGCGGGUUCAAAAUUAUUAAUUGCCCGAUCAUUUGAUGGUACAUCUAUGGAAAUGUCAUGGAGAGAUUUAUUUACGUCCCCAUGGAAGAACCUGUAUUAUGAAGUCAGUUUAGGAACAUCGCCAGGAGGAGCGGACGUUAUACAAUGGCAAGAGACAAAAGUUGCUUCCCUUACCAUCGAGAUGCCUGAUAUAUCGAAGUUACCAAGAAUAUAUUUAACAAUAACAGCUGUGGACCCCUGCGGUCUUUUCCUACAUUAUAAUCAUACUAUUGUACUUUAACAUACUGAAAUUAUUAAUUCCAGAUAUCUUUGUAGAUGUUACAAUAUUACCUAUACAAAUAACAUCUUGUUGCCAAUCUUUAUAAUUUGUUCCUAUAUUUUCAUACAAUAGAUAUAUAAAUAUUAAACCGCGCGGUGUUUCCCGUCAUUAUACUUAUACAGCAAGAAUAUUAAACGUUGGAUAGUAGAUCUUUAUAAUUCUUUCCUAUAUAAUUAUAGUGGCUGCUGUAAGUAGUAUUCCUAUAUUAUGAUUAGAUAUAUUACAGUGCCGGUUAGUAUUUCCAAUCUAUACUAUUCAAAAAAAGUAGGGGAUAUUUGAUUUUUAAGUGUUAUUAAAGUCACCUAAUGAAACUGACGAAGAAACAAAUGACAAAAUGAAAUGAAGUUCACAUUCAUCGAUUUAUUCCAAAUGAUCGUUAGACUAAGUAAGGCACAGACUGACCAUUAUAAGGGUAAAAUGAUACCCGGGGUCAAACAGCAAAGUUACCACAGCAUCACAACCAAGUCAGUAACGGGUAAAUCCUCCUCUGUUUGCCAAACAAGCAUUGAUCCGACGUGGCAUACUCCUAAUGAGACGUCUAAGGUCAUUUUGGUCCAGAUUGUCCCAUUCCUGUUGCAACGCAGCAGCAAGUUCUUGGACAUUGGCAGGACGUUGUUGACGUUGACGUAACCUCUGUCCAAGCAUGUCCCAGACAUGCUCGAUGGGGUAGAGGUCGGGACUCGGUGCUGGCCAAGGUAAUGUGGUGAUGUUCUGUUGUUGGAGGUAACCUGUAACGAUCCUGGCCCUGUGACAUCUUGCGUUGACAUCCUGGAAGAUGAAACGGCGGCCAUUACGUCGUGCGAACGGCACAACAUGGACUGCCAAGAUGUUGUCCCGGUAGUACUGGCCUGUAACACGCCCUGCAACAACAUGUAAAGCCGUUCUUCCAGCAACAGUGAUGCCUCCCCACACCAUAACAGAACCACCCCCAAAUCGAUCAUGUCUGAUGACGUUAACGUCUUGGAAGCGCUCGUUUCGACGACGCCACACCCUCCUACGUUUGUCCAAAAAAUCAACAGUGAACCUUGACUCAUCUGAAAACAUCACAUUGCUCCAGCGUCGAUUAUCCCAGUGUUGACGAUCCCUACACCAACGACGUCUUGCCUGAAUGUGAUGAUCUCUCAAACAAGGGAUCAAGCGAGGACGUCGGGCGCGAAGGUGACCCCUAUGCAGUCGAUUCCGAAUCGUCUGGCCACUCACUCUCACACCAGUGUCUGUUUGAAGACGAGCGCUGAUCUGAUUUGCUGUGAUGACACGAUUUCUCAAGGCCAAGGUACGGAUAAAUCGAUCCUGGGCUUGAGUUGUCGCCCUUGGUCGACCUGAGCGUGGUCUGUCCUGUACAGAUUGUGUAUCACGGUAUCUGGACCAUAGCCUGCUUAUGACAGACUGAGAAACAUUCAUCGUCCGCGCCACAACCGCCUGUGUUGUGCCGAUCUGUAGCAUGCCAAGGGCACGUAACCUUUCAUUUUGGGUAAGCCGACGCAUAUCAAAAUUUGUUUUCUGGUCACUAAAACAAUUAAACUGAUGUUUCCACCCUGGAAUUCAAUGCCACAAUGACUGUAACAUUCAAAGUCAGAGUCGUGCAAAUCUUGGGUUGGACCCCCAUGAUGAUCCCAAGCAUCACCUGCAUUCCAUGCGGUAGCUAUUGGUGCGUUUGGGCGUCACAUGUAACUGGAAAUGUUUCUUCUGUUAGGUUCUAUAGUGACUUUUUUCGUAGUCAUUUGCAUAUUUUAGUAUUAUGCCCCCAAAAUCAAAUAUCCCCUACUUUUUUUGAAUAGUAUAAUUAGGGGCGGUCUAGAAUAGUUGUCAACCGGGUUUCAAGCGUUUGAUGUCGCUUCUUGGAGUAUAUAUUCCACCGGGUGCCAUUUGGGAAAAAUCACAAGUAUAGUUUUCUAGGUGUCAACUAUUUACCUAGAAACGUCGAGUUUUCUGGGCAGUCCCCAAUACAUGUUCUAUUAACACCAUGAUGACUAACUAUCUUGUUAUAAAUUUCCAUUUGACCUAAUUAGAAAAUACAGUUGCAUCGGAGAUGUUCGAGUUCGGCCGUAUGUAAAAUUUAAGACAAAGCUUCUAUUCCAUCGCUGAUUGUAUAAAUUCAUAGCGAUUUGUUUACAGAUUUUAAGUAUUCAAGGAUUUUCUAUAAUUUAUCGCGUGUAAGGUUUUUUUGGGAAUUUUAUAGAAAAAAUUGCAUCCUAUUUUCUUCCUCUGAAAUAGUACCCUAUAUUGAUAAUCACGGGACAAAAAUGUAAGUAUAUAUUUAAAAGGUAUAUAUUUACUGCAUUCCUGACCUGUUUUGAAAUUUGUUCCUUGUUCUUUCAGGUUAGCUUGUUUAAUAGAGCGUUUGCACUGAGCGUAACCCUCAUCCACGUGUUGUAUUAUUUGGCCUUAUUAUGUUGGAUUGUUGCUCAUAUAAACUGACACCUAUCCUCUUUUAUUUAUGUCAAACAUGUCACGUGGUUGUAUGUACUGAUUUAUUUUAUUGGAUGUAUAAAAAGCUUAAGCCAG
Messenger RNA from Patella vulgata (common limpet), 6642 nucleotides. RefSeq lists its product as uncharacterized. The transcript is spliced from 19 exons. NCBI's taxonomy places the organism in Eukaryota, Metazoa, Mollusca, Gastropoda, Patellidae. Bases 37 to 4098 code for a protein of 1353 amino acids. The record is from RefSeq and is a predicted model, not a curated record. Gene Ontology annotation, molecular function: protein binding.